Molecule: messenger RNA, 1319 nt
Organism: Rhizophagus irregularis DAOM 181602=DAOM 197198
Lineage: Eukaryota; Fungi; Glomeromycota; Glomeromycetes; Glomerales; Glomeraceae
Source: RefSeq, a predicted model, not a curated record
AGGCACUUUAGAGUGUUGUGUUAAAAAAAAAAAAAGAAAUCGUGUGGUUUUAGAAAGAAUCUUACGAAACUUUAUUACCCUAAAAAAAAUUCCAAACACUAUGUCUAUGAAAGCGAGAUAUGUGACAGCAAAAGAAAUCAAAGAAUAUAAACCAGAAGAGCUUAUCAAAUUCUUAAAAAAGAACUUAAAUUUUGAUGGAGUGGACUUGGAAAAUUUGGAAAUAAUUCGCGAGCAAGAGGUUAGCGGUCGUAGCUUCCUCAACUUGACCCAUGAAAGUUAUGGAAGAUGGGGAAUGCCUAGUGGUCUAGCAUGUAGUAUUGCAAAUUUUGCUAAGAAGUGCAAAAAGAAAAAGUUGGACCCGAGAAAGUUGUUAACGAAGCAUGGAGUUGAAAAUGGUCGAAUAAUAGACAUGCCGCAAUUUACACCAAAAAUUCACAAAAUUGAUGACAAGGAUGAUUAUUUUUUACAUUGUCUUAAAGAUAUACAUCUCAGGUUGAAUAAUAUGGGGACAAUUGAUGAAAGUAAUGAAACAAUUUGUUGUGAAUACAUUUCGACAAUCCUCCAUGCAUGUAUUCAUAUUACCAGAAAACUCACCGGAAAAAAUAUAUCUAUAUACCCGCAAUUUGAUGGUAAAAAUGCGGGUCGUGUAAAUUAUGUAAUCAAUGCAUCCGAGAAGUUAAUUUGUGUCACGGGAGGUAAACAACAUCAAAUUGAUAUUGAGUUUGCUCAGAAUGUUACACAAUGCAAUAGUGCAUACAAGACUAAUCAGAAAAAACGAAAAGCGGAAGAAAAACAUGACUAUAUAUUCGGGAUUGUAACUACGACUACGGCAUGGUAUUUUCUCCUUUAUACUCCAGACGGAAUUUCUUGCACGAGUAGAAAUCCACUCAAUAUCCGGUUUGUCGAGUCUGCUUUGGAAGAAGGUUCGGAAGAAGAAAAGGAUUUGCAUAAAAAUGUGAAGCGGGUAAUGGAAGUUAUAGUUGGUUUGUUAAAGGAUAGGGUGGAAGAUGAAAAGAAACCGGUGAUGAAAAAGCAACGGGUUCAAGGUUAUUUCAAGAAAGAGGAAGAGUAAUUAUGAUCAUGGGCUACAUUCCAACUUUUUUCAUGCCAUGUGAAUCUAAUAAUAGGAUUUUUUUUUAUUAUAAAUAAUAUAUAGUAUAUAUAUAUAUUAUGCCACAUUUAAUAAAUUUAUAAAUAGGCUUUUAUUUUAUCGCCUUUUUCAAAUUAGUGCGACUAUGCGAUUUUUGGGUUGUAUCAUCAUGUGAGAAUCGAUUUUCAAAAGAUUUUCAAUUUCACGUGACAAUCAACAAAUAAUUAGU